Rotaria sp. Silwood2 is the source of this 2571-nucleotide messenger RNA. NCBI's taxonomy places the organism in Eukaryota, Metazoa, Rotifera, Eurotatoria, Philodinida, Philodinidae. The record is from the annotation of a GenBank genome assembly.
UAGCAUAGAAAAAUAGAGCAUUCUUUUCUCUAUCAGACUAUAUACAAAGAAAGUCUCUUAAAGCUUUUUAUAAGGAAUAAAAGUACUACUGCCACUACUUUUGGAUUGCCCUAAGUAUUUUCUAUUAUUGAUAAUCAUUACUCAAAAAUGCAAUCUUUAUACAACAAUCAAGCAUUCCUAGUAGGACAAAACUGGGGCAAUACAGUUAUCCUUACAAUAACAGCUUUCAAGUAACAGGUAACUCAAAAAUUCAUUACUACAAUUUCUGGAUAAGGGAGAGAUAUUUCAGGGAAAUAAUGAUCUUCUUAUAAAGGUUGAUCAAAGGUAAUCGACGUUGAGGAAUCUAAAUCUGUAAUCAGUUUCUCAAAAAUCUUUAUCUUAAUUUCUCUUUAUAAAACUCAUUAUUCUCGAGGAAUAGCUUUUCUUUGUCGAGAAAGUAGAGUGAAGAGUUAUAAGAUAGUUUAUGAGAGGAUUCAGAAACCAUGACACUGUUCAUAAUUUAAAUUGUUGGUAUUUCUAUCUGACUUUGAAAGGCUAUAAUCUAAAAUCACUAAAUGGAAAACUUUAGGUCAUUUAGGUGUUCUUUAGUGAAAGUAGUCUAGAUCGACUCUUUUGCACUGCCUACAACGAGAAAACAGUGGACUUCAAUUACAAUACAGUACGGUAAAAUUAUGUGAAAAGUACUUUGAGAUAUAGCAAAGUAUUUUGAAAUUACAGAAAAAUAGUUUAAAAAUUAUAGAGAAGAACUUUAGGGUAGCUCGGAAUGCUGUCAAGCAGUUCAAAUUAACUUCAAGUGUAAAGCACUCGGUUUCUCCCGGGAUUAUUUAUCUACUAUCUAGAAAAUAGUGAUAAAUUGAUUCAUAAAUGCCGACUAGGAUUAUACUUGGAUGUACGUGUCGAAAAGGUGGAACAAAAAAAGGUCGAAAAAUCUGUGAAAAGAUGGAUGUAGGUGGGUCAGUGUUUGAGUGUACGUCUAGAUAUGGUUACAGCCACACAGCCACAUAGCUACAGUUCACAUCCAGAGUCACAUAUGCUCUACAGAUGUUAGAGGAGGUUCGUUUGUUGAUUUUGUAAAUGAAACCAUCCGACAGCAGUAUACGAUAGCUUUUUAUUGAAAAAAAAGAAAAAUAUAUGGUACUUGUAGUGAUGAUUAUUGUACAAUCAAAGAAUCACACGAUAAAAAUGAAGAAAAUGUGCUUCAAUACCUUAAAUGAAGCAAAAUAGAUAGACGGGGAUAAACCAAGACUAUGACUAUUUUCUUUGUACAAAUACAGUUUUUCAUAUUUUCGCUGUUGUGUGAUGUUCAUUCGUAGAAUGACGUGUUGGAGAAAAGUAUUAUCUAAUCAAUGGAGCUUAAACGGACAACAUAAGAAAAAAAUGAAUCAGUAUUAUUGCAUGACGAAAUCUUAAAACUUUCGACAUCUUUCUCUUGGACUCUUUUACAUCCAGUCUACUUCAACAUGCUAGAGAAUUUUUUCAUACGAUAUAACAAAAGAUGGAGUGUGAAAAGCUGAAACCAAAUCAGCUUUGUCAACUACUAUAUACGAUCCAUUUACUGGCCUCACAUAGUCCAACAUGAGUGAAAUAGAUCGUCAUGUAUUAUUUUAUUCAGAUAGAUUUUUGAAAACAUAUAUACUUCCAUUUCUUGAAAUCACAAAUUGACAUGCUGGAUUUUAUAUAUGUCAAUCCACUUUUGAUUCUUUACAUAAUGACAAAAAGUAUUGAAAAAAAAUUCAACUUCUGCAUGAAUCGGAAGUUACAUCUAUUCCAUACAAUGUAAUUUUUGAUAAUUUUUCAGUAGAGAAAAAAGGGUGUGGAUAUGAGGUGUGGGUAUGGGGUUUGGGUAUUAUUCUCUUCCUAACACUCACACCUUCACCCUCACCCCACACCCUUAUUCGAAAAACUUGCUAGUUUUUAUAAAGAUGAGUGAUGUAACAGUGGAGAAAUAUGCUAAUAAAUCAUCAAUGUCAUAAGAGAAUGUUGCAUGUCUGUAUCCUCUACGUUUUAGUUAAACUAAAUAAGAAAAUAUUCAUUUUGUUUCUUUCGUAAUUACUCGAUGGAGACUCAACGAUCAAGAGCUUAACUGUAGUAUUACCAUAUCCAGUAGUAGCUAUUCGUUCUUGUUAGCAAUAUUUCUAUCAAUCUCAAUGUUCAUUUUCUACAAAAAAAAGGAUCCAGUUUGCCAUUAAGUACUCUAUUAUGUUAUCAUAUUUGUGCUUUGAUUAUGAUUAGUGAGCAACCGAUCAUCGUAAAAUUUUCAAUUUUAUUUCUUGCUUAACCUUUUGAAUGUAGAAAAAACGUGAUGCUCACAGUGGUCUUUAUCUUUUUGUAUCUCGAAUAACAUUAAUGAUAAAAUUAAGUGUAUUUACAAUUGAAUGUACUCUACUCCUUACAAUAUUAACGGGUUCAAUCAAUAAUCGAAUGUUUAUAAAUGUAUAUUAUAUACUUGACGAUCAAUAUCUUCUCGUUGUUAUUAUUAGUAGUGACUGGCUUAGUGACUGCGUAGCUAUUGAACGAACAGUUCAUGCUGUGAAAAGUAUUAAUUUAAGAAAUCAAAUAGUAGACAAUUAG